Brassica napus (rape) is the source of this 2376-nucleotide messenger RNA. RefSeq names its product elongation factor 1-delta 1-like. Gene Ontology annotation, biological process: translational elongation. Gene Ontology annotation, cellular component: cytosol. NCBI's taxonomy places the organism in Eukaryota, Viridiplantae, Streptophyta, Magnoliopsida, Brassicales, Brassicaceae. The transcript has 13 exons. Bases 1005 to 2261 code for a protein of 418 amino acids. Gene Ontology annotation, molecular function: guanyl-nucleotide exchange factor activity; translation elongation factor activity. The record is from RefSeq and is a predicted model, not a curated record.
UUCAUUAUACAUAAAAGAUGUGAACAAUUAUCGAAUCUAGCUAGAAGAUAUUGAUCAUGUUCGAUGAUGAUAUCAAUUAGUAAAUUAUCUCAAUUUAUUUUAAGUUGAUGGAUUAAUUUAUUAGACUGGUUGAUGAAUAAUUCAUAGUAAAAAUAUGACAAAUAAAAAUUGUUAAAUAAAAACCAUGAUGGAAAAAACCUUCAAACAAAUUGGCAAAAUAUGUUUUUAUAAAUAGUUUGUUUCAUCUAGUUUAGCUUAACGAGAAAGGUAAAUAGUUAUAGUUCAGUUAAACUAUUACAUUUCUCGUUUAGUUACCUUUUUUAGUUUUUUUUUUCAUUUCAGCAUCUUACCUAUUUAGUUUUCACAUUUCAGCAUUUUACCUAAAUUUUCUUUUCCAUUUCAGCAUUUUUCCUAUUUAGUUAAUUAAUUAUGUUUCCUUGUAUAAAACAGCCGGUUUAGUUCACCCCAUUGCCCAAGAAAUCGGCUGUUUAUGACGAUUUAAUUAGUACAAACUUUUUAACAUUUUUAUAAAUAAAAAAGACAAGAGAAUAAGAAAUAAAUUUACACUCGUUAAACCGUUAUUAUUUGGCAUGAUAAGAAAGUGUUUGAAGACGUGCUUUCCUUGCUCUCAAAUUCUUCCAAAGCAAAGCUUCUUCUCUUUUCCUUCUCUUAUAAAGUGGGCUUAUUUCGCCCCACAGGCCCACUAAUGAUUUUUGUCUCACCCAUGGCUAAAGCCUUCGUGAACAAAUACUAAACAUUGGGCAAAACAAGUUGUUUUAAUUUUUGAAGUUCUAAACGUUUUUAAUCAUACAAAGAUAAACAUGUUAAAUAAGAAAGUCAAUAUAGAAGAUAAACGUGUCCCUAAUUGCGGAUUUCCCACUAUAUUUACGGGAACUAAUCAUCAGUCAUAGUUUUUCUGUUAAUGAUCAUCAUUAUCAUCAGUUUUAAUUAGUAUCAGUCUGACUUUUUCAAUAUCAAACAAAGAUAGAUAAAACACACACAAAAUGAAGAAUAUACAAAGAAAGCAGCAACGAUGUUCAUCCUUGUUCACUGACGCGACCUCCUCCGAGCUUCCUCAGUUGAAAAAAAUUCGAGCUUCAGAAACGAUGGCGGCCUUUCCUAAUCCCAAUUCUAAUGCUGGACUGAAGAAGCUCGACGAGCAUCUUCUUACACGUUAUUACAUUACAGGUCACAAGGCUUCAAAGGAUGAUAUCACCGUCUAUGCGGCCCUUUCAAAACAUCCACCAUCGCAAUAUGUGAACGUAUCUCGUUGGUACAACCACAUUGAGACUCUAUUGGGUAUCUCAGGUAUCUCUUCUCAAGGGAGUGGUGUCAGUAUUGACGGACUGGUCUCUACCUCAGAACAUGCGGUUGCUGAUUCUAAUGAUGGUGUUGUGGUUGUUGAUAAUGAUAAUGAUCAAGAUGUUGACCUUAUCGGCGAAGAUACCCAAAAGGAAAAGAAAAGUGCUGAAGAGAAAGCAACUUCCACAAAGAAGAAAAUAUGUUGGGAGUCGGUUUUAAUAGUUAUCAUACCGCAGGAUUGUCAGACCAACAUGAAGAAGCUAGAGGAACGUCUAAGAACUAUUCAAAUGGAAGGACUGAUUUGGGGAGCAUCAAAACUUGUCCAUGUUGGAUAUGGAGUCGAGUUGUUGCGGAUCAUAGCCACCAUGCCUAGAAAUGAGAACAUUGAUGUUUUCGACGUACUCGUCGGUGACUAUAUAUCUUUUUUAGGAGGUUUCAAUGUUGAGACUGCGGGCUUGCGUCAAUCUCUAGUUCUUAUCAACCCAAAUGAUGAAGAGACCGACAUGAAGAAGCUAGAGGAAACUGUAAGAUCCAUUCAAUUGGCAGGGCUGUUUUGGGGAGCAUCAAAGCUUCUCUCAGUUGGCUAUGGAAUCAAGUUGUUGGGGAUCGAGUGCACAGCUGUUGGACACCUUGUUCAUCUUGGACGCAGAGAUAAUGCCGCUGAUGAUGAUGAUGAUGUUAACCUUUUUGGUGAAGAGAGAGCAGCAGGUAAGUCAGGGUUAGUGCUUCGAAAGCUGUUUGGUGACACGCCCGACAUAAAGAAGACAGAAGAAACUGUAAGAUCCCGUCAGAUGGAAGGAGUAGUAUGGGGAGCAUCAAAGAUUUACAAUGUUGGCUAUGGAUUCAAGUAUAUGCGGACCAUAUUCACCAUUGUUGACAACCAUUUGUCUCUCGAUACUGUCACUAGAAACACUGGCGGUAUCCCCUUGAACAGAAUACAGGAUCGAAACAACCUUUAAGGGAAAGCUUUAUUGGAGAUCUUUUUCCUUUGGGAAAAUAUUUUUCAAAAUAAAACAGACAGAUUAAUAAGCUGAGUAUCAUCAUCCUGAUGUAAAAUUAUAUACAUCUGAGUUA